Molecule: messenger RNA, 738 nt
Organism: Ceutorhynchus assimilis (cabbage seed weevil)
Lineage: Eukaryota; Metazoa; Arthropoda; Insecta; Coleoptera; Curculionidae
Source: the annotation of a GenBank genome assembly
UUUGUGGAAAGUCAGAUAAUUUUUGACAGCUGACCUUUUUUAUUUGUCUUUUUGUUUAUUUUUUAGUGUCCAUUGUUUCUGGGAAUAACAAAAUUUUCAAUUUUCAUUGUAAAAAAUAAAUAGAAAAAUAUAAAAUAAAUGGCAUCAGCAUCCGCAAUGGACGUGGACACUGACGAAGUAGAAAUGCCCACAUCGAGCAGCUCAAAGGGGGAAAAAAAGCGGUUCGAAGUGAAAAAGUGGAAUGCAGUAGCCCUAUGGGCCUGGGAUAUCGUUGUUGACAAUUGCGCUAUCUGCAGAAAUCACAUAAUGGAUUUGUGUAUAGAAUGCCAGGCUAAUCAGGCCUCCGCUACCAGCGAAGAAUGCACUGUCGCUUGGGGCGUUUGUAAUCACGCUUUCCAUUUUCAUUGUAUCUCGAGAUGGUUGAAGACCAGGCAGGUUUGUCCAUUGGACAACAGGGAGUGGGAAUUCCAAAAGUAUGGACACUAAGCAGAAGAAGAGUCUCGAUUUUUUUGUUUCAUAAUAUGUAUUUUUUCGUGCAGCAAAUUAAUAAGUAUAUUUUUUAUUUGGGUCAGUUAGUUGUUUUGCUGCUUGAACAACGUGAACAAUUUCAUGUAUUUAUAAAAUAAAAAUAAAUAACAAUCUUGCAAUAAUUGGUAUACUUAGAGUAACUCGAACAAUAGAAUUAGUGCAGAUGGAAUGCUUAGAGUAAUUUAAAUCAAGUUAGUGCAAAUGAAACAA